GCUGGAAGCCUGGAACUUGUCAACAAUCACUUCCUGCUGUCCAAGGAAAUUCUGGGGGGUGUAGUCUUUUAUUCCCAGAUUGUCUGGACACUAAAAAAGGGGCGUCACUGUGAGAUAAAACCAAUCAGGGCAGAGAACAGAGAGGGAGCUGUCAUUAUGUAAUUCCCCCAGACACUGUAACUACGCCCUCUUAUUGUGUGUGUAUAUAACGGUGUAUCUGCUCUGCGCAGGAUCUGUCACACAUCCCUCACUUGUAUAUAGAAUAACUGUAUCUGCUCUAUAUAGUACCUGUCACACACACCCUCACAUACCUCCCAACGUGACACUUUCCAGGAGGUCCUCUCCACGAAGGGUAACUAGAUACUACCUUUUCGGGAGGGAUAACAUGCUCUCUUCCUGGACUUCUCUAUUAUUGUAUGAUUGUUGUCAUCUGUGUUAAACUAGUUAAUUUGUGAGGAAGGUGUUUCACCACAGGUGAUGGCAAUCAUAAAUUAAGAGGGAUGUCCAGGAACAGAGCGUGUUGUCCCUUCUGGAAUGGGCCAUGUUGGGAGUUAUGCAUGAGUGUGACUCAUCCUGUAUAUUAUGUGUGAUAGGCAUGACGCAGGCAUCCCGAUGUUUGUGAUCCUGUGAGGAAGAAUCAAAACACAUACUAGGAUAUUGCCCGAAGCUUGAAAAAGAAUAACAGCCUGAUUGUAGCAAUGGCGUCUGCAACUGUGCAAGAAGAGCAGAGCUGCUUAAUCUGUGAGAAUAGCUGUAUAUCUGUAACACUGUCAUGUGGACACACUUUCUGCCAGGACUGUAUUGAUCAUGCAUUGAAUGAGGAUGAAUCUGGAGACUAUAUCUGUCCUGAAUGCAGAGACUUCCCAGAGAUUCCUUCACUGAGUAAGAAUACAACUCUGUGUAAAACAGCAGACCGUGUCCUGCAUACUCAGCUGGUGCAGGAGGAAUCUCUGACAUUCUGUACAAACUGUAUCCACUCCCUUGUACCUGCCGUUAAGACAUGUCUACUAUGUGAGGCUUAUCUGUGCUCUGAUCACCUGACAGUACAUAGCAAGUCGGCAGACCAUGUCUUAUCUGUUCCCACAUCUCUCUUGGACAACAUAAAAUGUUCUGUCCACAACAAAGUCCUGGAAUAUUACUGCUACGAAGAUGCUGUCUGUAUCUGUGUGUACUGUGCGGCUGAGGAGCACAGGUCACACCACCUGGAACCAAUGCAUGAGGCCUCUAAGAAACGAAUGGAGAAACUAAGAAAUGUUCUAAAUAAAUUGACUGUAGAGAGAGGAAGGAAUGAGAACAGAAUCCAGAGUCUCCUGGAAGAGAAGAAAAAAAUACCCAGCAACAUAGCUAAUUUAACAGAAAAAGCCAAUGCAAUGUUUAGAGAUAUCUGGAAACAACUGGAAGACCUAGAGAAGAGAGUCCACAUUGAGAUCUCCAGGCACAAAGAGCAGGUAUCCCUCUCCAUGUCUGAGCAGGUCCAGCAGCUGGAAAUAAAGAAUGACGAGCUGUCCAGGAAGAUGUGUCACAUUGAGGAGCUGUGUGACGUGACUGAUCCACUAAUGGUCUUGCAAGGCUCAGCAGCAGACUUGCAUGAUGCUGAGGAGGGGGACAAUGACAACAAAGAGGAAGUUGAUAAAAAAGACUCAAAUGCUUGGGUUGUGGAGGAGUUUAUAAUUGCCCGUACAGUAUAUGAUGGCUUAAAGAAUCUUGUUACUAAAAUGAGUAAAAACUUUUGUGUGCCUGAACCAUCUGAUCUAUUACUGGAUCUGAACACGGCUGCUAAUAAUGUAGCCAUUUCCAGUGAUUUGAAAUCUGCAACUUGGUCCGUAAUAAGCCAGCGUCGCAAAGAAACACCUGAGAGAUUUCGACAAUAUCAAGUACUCAGUAUAAAGAGAUUUCUGUCAGGACAACAUUACUGGGAAGUGGAGACCAGUGAAUCAGAAUACUGGAUGGUAGGCAUGGCCUAUUCCAGUACAAAAACCAAAGGGGACCAGUCUUGGAUUGGAAAUAAUAAGACGUCCUGGUGCUUUUGCAGAUGGUUUAAUGAGUAUUCUGUUAGACAUGAUUGUAAAGAUAUUCAAAUACUUUCUGAAAUCACCUGUAACCGAUACGGAAUACAUCUUGACUAUGAGGCCGGACAGCUGUCCUUCUAUGAGCUGUGUAAUCCAGUCAGACAUUUGCACACCUUCAUCACCACCUUCACCAAGCCCCUUCAUGCUGCAUUCUGGGUAACAGAUAAUGGGUGGAUCAAAAUCAGGAGCUCGGAAUAGUGUAUGGUGAGAUGCUUCGGUGAUAAUCAGGAGAAAACUGCUUACAGGGAGGUCUAGUUAUAGGAGUCAAUUUUUUUUAAAUAUUGGGGUGCUCCUGUUACACCAGGGGUGGGGAACCUUUGGCCCUCCAGCUGUUGUUGAACUACACAUAUCAGCA
This is a messenger RNA of Pseudophryne corroboree (corroboree frog), 2424 nucleotides long. Its product is annotated as E3 ubiquitin/ISG15 ligase TRIM25-like. The transcript has 2 exons. Lineage: Eukaryota; Metazoa; Chordata; Amphibia; Anura; Myobatrachidae. The coding region runs from base 699 to 2267 and encodes 522 amino acids. Gene Ontology annotation, molecular function: zinc ion binding; protein binding. The record is from RefSeq and is a predicted model, not a curated record.